GCUGAGACGGUUGUUUCCUUCUGUUGAGAUGAGCUGAAACCCUUCCGGAUCUGUUAUCCGCGGGUGAAGGCUGCUGAUUAAACACGGGGCCCAGUUUUCCUCCUGGACACGUGGUGGUAGCAGCUGUCAGACACGAACAUGUUUUCUGGUAGAACGUGUUAAAAUGAACUGAGUUUGGAGGGGAAACUGAGGAGCUAUUGGGCGGGGAAACGCAUCUCCACACAACACCAGUGAGUUAUCACAUGCCUCCUCCUCUGAUCUCCAUAAAUGAGGCCUUUAGGCACUUUGACCUGAAGUCUGAUUUAAACGGGCUCACGCUUCAUGUUGGAGUUAAACACGCUUAUCACUAGUUUCUCUCUAUAAGAUGUAAACAGUUUCAUGAAUCAAGGUUUACAGGUAAUUAAACAAUUAUCAUAAACCAUUCAUUUUCCUUUAAAAAUCAAAACAUUUUUUUGUUGACGCUUAAGUCAACUUUUUCAUUUGUUGUUUACCACAAACUAUAAAGAGACAAUAAAUAAAUGAAGCUUCUCUCAUUUAUGUAUUUAAAACCAGAGUGUGGAUAUAAUAUGCUGUGAAGGCGGACCCAGCUAAGCUCAUAUUAAACAUGCGAUAAGUGAAAACACCCAGGCUGAAACCACACCUGGCCUGGUCUACAGGGACGGUGGCCCUCAGGCUGGAAACACAUUUAGAUGCUGCAGAGGAACCAACAGAUGUUCAGUGAUGAGGCAGACUUAAACCUUCCCAGUGAGCCAUGUGACCCUCUUCUUCUGGACGACCAUUGUGUGAAACAGCAGCAGGAGGGAGGAGGGGUUUCUGCCACUAAGUCCUCUCACAUGCUACUUGUUAAACAAGUACAGGCGAAAACUUGAGCCGCCGCAGUCAUCAGUCAGCAUAGAUGUGCUUGUCCCAUCUUCUGCGGCGCUGUUGAAUCUGCCACACAGGUGUUGCAGAGCUGGACCGGAGAUUUGGGGUUAAACCUGGAGCGAAGCGCUGGAUCCUGCCCCUCCUCAUCCCAACUCUUAACCGUUGGAGAUGAGGCCCCCAAGCUCUUCAACAUGUCUGUUCUGGGAGACAGCGGUGAUUACCAGUGGAAGGAGUUCCAGGGAGGCCAGUACACAUAGGAAGCGGCUGAGGUUUGAUGGUUUCAGAGAGGGAUUCUUCUGCUGACAGCUCUGAUCACCUGUGGACUUCACCAGAAUAGCGGUCAGAAAACACACAUAUUGCUGGAAGCUUCUGGGAUUACCUUAAAGGUUCAGUUCAGUAUUUUUAUUGAUAACAAGCACUUAACGCAGACAGAAGGCUGAGCGUUAGCAUACGCAGCUACAGCAUCUGUCCACAGGUCUGACGGUUAGAUGUUCACCUGCAUAAACGUCUCUGUAUAGAACAGGGUCAGAGGUCAGUUCCUUCAGUCUCAAGACAAACCGAGUAAUCUGAUCUUCCUCUGGUAACACUCAUACAGCUGCCCUCCAGCGCCAUUUUCUAACAGCCACAGAGUUUCUGGUUCAAAUCUCCACCUUCCUGUGCAUGGUCUUAUGCUGUUGCUGGGGCUCUCUGGCUGAUCCCAGCUGGCAGCACGGUGGUGGAGGGCUGAUGGUUUGGGCUGGUAUUGCAGCCACUACUCACUGGGUCCACUACGACCUCCUCUGGAUACCAAAGUCUUCUGACGGGAGUCUGGCUGACGUCUGCUGCUGGGACCAAACAAGGUCAUGAAACCGAACCGUGGGCACAAACACAGCAGCAGAGUCUAACGAGGUGGGACCUUCAGAGAAUAUCGGUGACCUGAAGCAGCACUAGAGACGAGGGGAUCAGAAGUCGUCCAGAACCCUAAACCCCCUGCCUCCUCAUCAGCCAAGUUGGCCUCCCUGUUUGGACUAGACCAAGACACUAGUCAGGGCAACGAGUCGUUCCAGUACACAGCCCCCAAACAGCCCAAAAAGAGCUCCGGUCCAGCAGCCAGUCAGAAAGCAGCGCCCCCUGCUGGAGCUCCUGCAGUUCUGUUUGCUUCAGCGGUCCAAGCCUUCAGAUAUGUUAGUGGACAGUACGUGAAGCAGGGGAAGCUGGGAGCAGCCGUGCUGGGCAGCCACGCAACAAAAGAGUACAAAGUGCUUUUGUACUUGAGUCAGCAGAAACAAGUGACGACUGCAAAGAUUCACGGGGGCUUUAUUUUCACGGUGCAGCCAAACAAUUACUGCACCUUUUACGACGACCAGAGGCAGAACUGGUCCCUGAUGUUUGAAUCGGAGAAAAGUGCAGCAGAUUUCUGCAGAGAGGUUUGUUUGGCUAAAGCGAACAGCACAUCCUCUCUAGACUCGGUGCUGAUUCAGGACUUGAGACUCGGUGAAGGCCAAGCCGUGGAGAACGGUGACCUGUUGGAGGUGGUUUAUACGGGCUGGCUCCUAGAGAACCACACCAUGGGACAGGUCUUUGAUUCCAAUCAGAGCAAAGAGAAAUUUCUACGACUUAAAAUUGGAGCUGGGAAAGUUAUAAAGGGAUGGGAGGAAGGGAUGCUGGGAAUGAAGAAGACGGGUCAUCGUCUCAUUAUUGUUCCACCCAGUCUAGCCUAUGGGUCUACAGGUGUUUCGAACCGAAUCCCCACCGACAGCACUCUAAUCUUUGAAGUGGAGCUUCGAAGGGUGAAGUUUUCCAAAGACAGUGGUUCAGAUCAGACCAGUACUAGUUCCAGAGACUCUGCUGUUCCAUCUCCUGCUCCCAGUAUGGAAAACCUGGUGUCCGAUUCACCUGUACCAGCUACUGCAUCAGGUCCAGGCAGACCAGGGGAGCCACCGCUUCGUGCCAAGUCGAAUUCUCUGAGUGAACAGUUGGCGAAUCCAGAUGCCACCAAAGCCAAGCUAAUCUCUCGCAUGGCAAAGAUGGGCCAGCCUAUGCUGCCCUUUCUGGCCGGAGCAGCCAGUCAGCCUGAAUCCAGUGACUCUGAGCUCGAGCAGGACACGAGUGGCAGUCGGAGUAAAGAUGGUCCUACAGCAUCUUCUCCAGUGCAGAUCACAGCUCCAGCCCCUGCAGCACAUCAUCUUCAUCACCACCACACAGCUCCAACACCUGCCUUACUUCCUGUUAUCAGCUCUGUUGGUCCUCAGCCUGGGCUGCCAGGCAGCAGCCACACCUUUCAAAGCCCUUCAGCGUUGUCUCUGAUGCAGCCUGUCGGACAGGUCUACCCUGCACAAGCAGCCCCAUACAUAGGUUCUGGGGAUGUGACUUCCUUCCUGAUGACGGAGGCUCGGCAGCACAACACUGAGAUCCGGUUAGCUGUGGGAAAAGUAGCAGACAAAGUGGACCAGCUGAACUCCAAGAUGGAUGAUCUUCAAAGACAAGGGAGUCAUUCCAUGAGUGUGUCCAGUAUGACCAUGGAAACAUCCAUGAUCGUGCACAACAUUCAAAGGAUUGUUCAGGAGAACGACUGUCUUAAAAAAGAAAUGUUUGAAAAAAGCUCUCGUAUCGAGGAGCAGAACCGUAAGAUCGGUGAUCUCAUCAACCAAAACCAGAGGUACAUGGAGCAGAGUCACCUGCUGCUGGAACAAAGGAACGACUCCAUCAAGUCGUCCAGUGAGCAGAACCAGGCCAGAUUACUGCAGGCUGAGCAGGACAAGCGCUCUCUGCCUCUGGACCUUGGCUCUGGCCAGGUUCGUCUGACAGAGGAGCUGGCUUCCUCAACAGCUCGAGUAUCUCAGCUGCAGCUGGAAGCGUCAGCUCAGCAGCAAAAGGCUGCGGAGCUGCAGAGUAAACUCAGCUCAGUGCUGCAGGACAGCGAGAGCCACAGACGGCACAUCGCCUCCUUGGAAACACAGCUGGAAGAGCUGAAGGAGGCAGCCGAGCGGGCUCAGACUCAGUACCGCUCUGAGAAACAGAAACACAAAGAGGUGGAGCAGAAAGUCAGUACCCUGGAGGAGGAGCUGCAGGACCUGAGAACCGACAAACAGAACCUAGAACGUGCACUUUCAGAACGGAAGAAGAAAUGGCAGGCAGCGCGCCAGCAACGAGAUGAGGAGGUGGAGGAGCUCCGAAGGAGCAGUCAGAUGGAGCUGGACAACCUCCGGGCCCAGCUUCGGAAGGCCAGGAGUAGCAGUGACACUGCUGCAUCUGAGCAGUUGUCUCAGCUACAGGUGGAGCUGGAGGAAGAGUGGAGGAGGAAGUCUGAGCAGAUGUUGUCCACUGCUAAAGAGCAACACAGCAGAGAGCUGGCUGAGGUGGUGGAGCAGAGAGAUGUCCUCCAGGACAGUUUCACUCAGCUGCAGGAGAAGUUUAAUGUUCUAAAGCAGUCCAGAGAAUCAGAUGAGCGAAGCCUGUUGCAGCACCGCAGGCAGAGCCAAGAGCUGCGGGAGCUUCAGGAAAAGUACUCAGGCUUGGAGCGUCAUGGUACUGCUGUGAGAGAGAAGUUGGAAGGACGAGUGACUGAGCUACAGAAGAAAGUGGAGGAGCUCAAGAACUCUGGAGACACAGCAUCAGAAGUGAAGCGUGUAAUGAAUGGAGUGUUUCACUCUCUGAGAGUGGAGUUUGACCUCCAUGAGUCCUACAGUGGUCAGGCUGUGCUGGAGGUCAUCGUCACUACUAUUAAAAAUGUAACUCUGCAGUUGCUCACUGGCACCGGUCAUUCCUCAACAAGACCAGUAACCAAGGAGGAGAAAGAGGUAGAAGAAAAGGAAGAAAUGGAGAAAUCUGAUCACACACACAUCAAUGGAGAGAGAGACAUUGAAGAGGAGGAGCAUGUGGCCAACUCUGAUCACCAUCCAGUCAACGAGGUCCAGAUGGUCGAAGAAUUAAAGGCAGAAGAGGAGACUGAGUCAGAGCCACCGAUUGAGGUCAGAACUACAGAGGCUGAGGAUGUCCACCCAGAUUCCAGUUCUGAUCUCCCGUCCCAGGAGACAGCAGGUGUGCAGAGCAUGGAGGAGCAGGACCAACCUGUUGUUUCUGAGACCCCCGUAGAAGAGGAUUUAAUGGAGUCUGCGGAUACUGAAGAUAGACCUGAGGAGGGUUUGCAGAUCCGGGACAGUCAGCAGGAACCUGCUGCAGUGAGCAGCGAGGUAGACGUCAGGAGUUUGGAAGACUCGGAGAACGUUGGAGAAACAACUGCUGCUUUCCAGAAGGCCUUUGGACCUCCCGUCAACCCACCUCCUCCACCAACGGCUUCUCAGAACGGCUCUGAACAGAACCCAGGUUCUCCUGGUUUGACUGGGAGAACUGAUGAGGACAAUGGAGAAGAGCCAUUUUUCCAGAUCCCAGCUCCUGCUAACCCCGUCGCUGCUCCCAAUGAGGAGGAAGAGGAGGAUGACCUGAGCUUGAAGGGACGUCCCCCUCCUGCGCCUCUGUUUGGUGAUGAUGAUGAUGAUGACAAUGAUUUGAACUGGCUGAGCUAACAUCCCAGUGCAGAUGGUUUCACCAGCUGUUUCUGCAUGGUGGAGUCCAGAGGAGGACAUGUCCCUGUGGGUGGACAGGACAGAUUUCUCACAGCUUCAGUAACUCUGGGCUCCUGCAGGAGGGCUGGGUUGGUGCGGUCGGGCCUGAUGUUCUGGUUUUAAAAAUGGUUUUUAGAUGAAGAAAUUUUACAUUUUUGUCACCUAAAAGAAUCUGAAAGUAAAAAUUAUGAGGACAUGAAGCUUUGUGUUGAACUUGUGUUAUUGUCACGUUUUCCUUUAGCGGUUUCAUAAUGGACUUUUCAGGACUGGAACCUACUCUAGCUGUCUUAACUGUAACUAAUAAAUGAUUUUUAAAACACAAAA
Nothobranchius furzeri (turquoise killifish) is the source of this 5732-nucleotide messenger RNA. The record is from RefSeq and is a predicted model, not a curated record. NCBI's taxonomy places the organism in Eukaryota, Metazoa, Chordata, Actinopteri, Cyprinodontiformes, Nothobranchiidae.